AUGAGCAGUGAGAGAAGUUUCUGAAAAGAGAAGAGGAAUCUGCCUUGAAUGAAGAGGAUUUUAGCACCUUGGGCUAAGCCAAUAAACCUCUGCCAUCCCCAUCCGAACGGGAAUUGUUUGCACACGCUCCCGGAGCUGCUUAAAGCAGGCAAGACACAAAGAGAGAAUAGGAUCAAGCAUGGUGGAGGGAGAAACCCCCCUGCCUGGAGAGCCUGUGAGCAGAUCCCUAUAGGGAUCCCACAGGGACAAGGAACUCACCCAGCCCGGAUCUCCCAGGGACGGGCUGUGCCCCCACUGCCACCUCACCUCAGUGGGGCUGGCAGCCAGGAAGGUGCUCCCAGAAGAUGCUCUGUCCUGCUGAACACGCCAGCCCUCUCCACCACUGGCAGCGAUUCUGGUCCCUGAAGUCCCCAUCCGAGUGACACGGUGGCACCAUGGGGGCAUCUGGCCCUGUGGGAGCUAUCAUGGUGACUCUCCUCUGCUGCUGCCUCCUGAGCUCGGCUCUGGUUGAUCCUGAUGAUGUUCUCACGAAAGAAGAGCAGAUCUAUCUCCUGGUGGAGGCCAAGGAAAAGUGUCAGAGGGACAUAAAGGCCCAGCUGGAGAAGAUCAAAGACCCCAGCUGCCCUCCGGAGUGGGAUGGGAUCAUCUGCUGGCCAAGGGGCUCCCCCAGCCAGGAGGUGUCAGUGCCUUGCCCCGACUACAUCUACGACUUCAACCACAAAGGUCACGCCUACAGGUACUGCAGUGCCUAUGGGACCUGGGCCAUGGCUCUCAGCAUCAACAAGACCUGGGCCAACUACACGGAGUGUGCCCUGCUCUUCUCCUCCGAGAGCCGGAGCCACCAGAAGGAGGUGUUUGACCGCCUGCACCUCAUGUACACCGUGGGCUACUCCAUCUCCCUGGCCUCCCUCAUCGUUGCUGUCUGCAUCCUCUCCUACUUCAAGCGCCUGCACUGCACACGGAAUUACAUCCACGUGCACCUCUUCACCUCCUUCAUCUGCCGGGCCCUCAGCAUCUUCCUGAAGGACAUGGUGCUCUACUCGGGCACGGCGCCCAGCGACGCCGACAGGCUGCGGGAGGACGACUUCAGGGGUCCCUUGCCAGGACAGCGGGGACACCUGGUUGGCUGCAAGGUGGUGGUGACUCUCUUCCUCUACUUUCUGGCCACCAACCACUACUGGAUCCUGGUGGAAGGUCUCUACCUGCACAGCCUGAUCUUCAUGGCCUUCCUCUCCAACAAGAACUACCUGUGGGUCCUCAUCAUCAUCGGCUGGGGUCUCCCUGCUGUGUUUGUGUCCAUCUGGGCCAGCGUCAGGGCCUCGCUGGCAGAUACACAGUGCUGGGACCUCAGUGCAGGGAACAUGAAGUGGAUUUAUCAGGUCCCCAUCCUGGCUGCAGUCAUGGUGAACUUCUUCCUCUUCCUCAACAUCGUCCGGGUGUUGGCCUCCAAGCUCUGGGAGACCACCACGGGCAAGCUGGACCCCCGGCAGCAGUACAGGCAACUGCUCAAGUCCACGCUGGUGCUGAUGCCACUUUUCGGAGUCCACUACGUGGUGUUCAUGGCCAUGCCCUACACCGAGGUCUCCGGGCUCCUGUGGCAGAUCCAGAUGCACUAUGAGAUGCUCUUUAACUCCUCCCAGGGUUUCUUUGUGGCUUUUAUCUACUGCUUUUGCAAUGGGGAGGUGCAGGCUGAGAUCAAGAAGGCUCAUUUCCGGAGGCUCCUGGCGCUGCACUUGGGGCAGCAGGCGUGCCCCGGGAGCUGCUGCUGCGCCGGCCGGGGCUCCCAGGCCCCCCAAAGCUGCAGCACGAGCCUGGCGGGGCGGGGAGCGGGCGGCACCCGGGGGCUGCUGCUCCCGGCCCAGCCCCGCCUGCCCGGCUACAUCCCCGGCUGCGGCGCCUCGGAGCAGCUCCUGCCCUGCCCCGCGCAGCAACUGAGCCAGAAAGGCCGGGGGGAAAACACGGUGGAUUUGACAGAGCUGACUCAGUGUCAGCCCAAGCCCAGCAAGGAGCUGGAGACGAUGCUGUGA
This is a messenger RNA of Haemorhous mexicanus (house finch), 2027 nucleotides long. Its product is annotated as parathyroid hormone/parathyroid hormone-related peptide receptor-like. The transcript has 13 exons. Gene Ontology annotation, biological process: cell surface receptor signaling pathway; adenylate cyclase-modulating G protein-coupled receptor signaling pathway. Lineage: Eukaryota; Metazoa; Chordata; Aves; Passeriformes; Fringillidae. Gene Ontology annotation, molecular function: peptide hormone binding; parathyroid hormone receptor activity; G protein-coupled peptide receptor activity. The record is from RefSeq and is a predicted model, not a curated record. Gene Ontology annotation, cellular component: plasma membrane. Bases 435 to 2027 code for a protein of 530 amino acids.